Messenger RNA from Leucoraja erinaceus (little skate), 2016 nucleotides. RefSeq names its product TAF6 RNA polymerase II, TATA box binding protein (TBP)-associated factor (gene taf6). Gene Ontology annotation, molecular function: RNA polymerase II general transcription initiation factor activity; protein heterodimerization activity; transcription coactivator activity. Lineage: Eukaryota; Metazoa; Chordata; Chondrichthyes; Rajiformes; Rajidae. The record is from RefSeq and is a predicted model, not a curated record. Gene Ontology annotation, cellular component: transcription factor TFIID complex; SLIK (SAGA-like) complex; SAGA complex. The transcript has 15 exons. Bases 13 to 2016 code for a protein of 667 amino acids. Gene Ontology annotation, biological process: RNA polymerase II preinitiation complex assembly; transcription initiation at RNA polymerase II promoter.
CGAGACACCGGCAUGGCGGAGAGGAAGAUCAAGAUCAGCAACACGCUGCUGCCCACCGAGUCGAUGAAGGUCAUCUCCGAGUCCAUGGGCAUCGCCCAGCUCCCCGAGGAGACGUGCCAGAGCAUGACAGAGGAGGUCAGCUACAGGAUCAAGGAGUUGGCACAGGAUGCCAUGAAGUACAUGCACCACGGCAAGAGGAAAAAACUGACCACCGUCGAUAUCGACAGCGCCCUGAAGCUGAAAAAUGUCGAGCCGCUGUACGGGUUCCACGCCCAGGAGUUCAUCCCCUUCCGCUAUGCCAGUGGUGGCGGCCGGGAGCUCCACUUCUACGAGGAGAAGGAGGUGGAUCUGAGCGACAUCAUCAACACCCCCCUACCUCGAGUACCCCUCGACGUUUGCCUCAAAGCCCACUGGUUGAGCAUUGAGGGCGUGCAGCCGGCCAUCCCGGAGAAUCCACCACCCGCUCCUAAGGAGCAGCCGAAGGUUGAGUCGACGGAGCCGCUGAAGAUCAUCAAGCCGGGGCAGGAGGAGGAAGGUCAAGCCAAGGGCAAAGGUCAAGGCAACGCGGCAAUCGAUGGCAAAGGCAAAGACAAGAAGAAGUCUGUGCUGGAGGGGGGCUUGCUGAAGCUGAAGCCUCGGACCACGCACGAGCUCUCGGUGGAGCAGCAACUCUACUACAAGGAGAUAACCGAGGCCUGUGUGGGCUCCUGUGAGGCCAAGCGUGCCGAGGCGCUGCAGAGCAUCGCCACCGACCCUGGUCUCUACCAGAUGCUGCCCCGGUUCAGCACCUUCAUCUCAGAGGGGGUGCGGGUGAACGUGGUCCAGAAUAACCUGGCUCUGCUCAUCUACCUGAUGCGGAUGGUGAAGGCCCUGAUGGACAAUCCCACCCUGUACCUGGAGAAAUACGUGCACGAGUUGAUCCCGUCCGUGGUGACCUGCAUCGUGAGCCGCCAGCUGUGCCUGCGCCCAGACGUGGACAACCACUGGGCCCUGCGGGACUUUGCCGCGCGCCUGAUGGCCCAGAUCUGCAAGAACUUCAGCACCACCACCAACAACAUCCAGUCGCGCAUCACCAAGACCUUCACCAAGAGCUGGUUGGAUGACAAGACCGCGUGGACCACUCGUUACGGCUGUAUCGCUGGCCUGGCUGAACUGGGGCACGACGUGAACCUGAUCAUCCAGCGGCUACAGGUGGAGGGCGAGCGUAUCCGGGCCGUUCUGGACGGGCCGCUCGUCAGCAACAUCGACCGCAUCGGAGCUGACCACGUACAGAGCCUGCUGCUGAAACACUGCGCUCCGGUGGUGGCCAAGGUUCGCCCGACACCGGACAACCAGGACUCGUACAAGACGGACUACGGCUCGCUGGGCCCCAUGCUGUGCACGCACGUGGUGAAGGCCCGGGCCCAGGCCGCCAUGCAGGCCCAGCAGGUCAACCGCACCACGCUCACCAUCACGCAGCCAAGGCCCACACUCACCAUCUCGCAGGCACCACUCACCACCCAGACCACCCGCUCUCCCAGCAUCAUCAAGGUGCCCAGCUCACUCACCCUGCCCAUGCAGACCCUGGUGUCAGCCCGGCCUAGCACCCCCACACAGCCCUCGCCACAGCCCACCAAGUACAUCAUGAUGUCCUCCAACUCCAGCUCGGCCAGCUCGCAACAGCAGCGCUCCAUGCUGUCGAUACCCGCGGGUGGACAGAGCCCACAGCCGGGCGGGAGUCCCAGCAUCUUCAAGGUGCCCAGCUCCAUCACGCUGCCCAUGCAGACCCUGCUGAGUCGCCCGUCCACGCCCACCCCCUCCUCACCCUCGCCCACCAACUACAUCGUCAUGUCCAGCACCGCUGGCUCCAGCUCACAGCAGGUCAGAGCCAACACGCCCGGGGGGUGGGGCAGGGUGGUUCUAGACUGCGACGGAGUUGUGUUGAACUGGAAGCCACAAGUCUGUGCCGUGUGUCUAGAUGCCUUCCUCUCGAGAACCGGGGCUGUGGUGAAUGAGGGCAGGCGGAUGUGGUCAUGA